UCUUUCAAAAUUUGUUCGUAAUUGAAAUCUGUGAAGCCCAGAGUGAUGGCUAAAUGAUCUACGAGCAUCACCAUGGGCGCUUGCUUAUCAACAGAAAAAAAAAACAAGGAACCGAAAGUGAGGACCAAAUACCACGCUUCACAAAGAAAAGACCCAAAACAACUGAAAUCGGCGUUGGAAAACGAGCCCAACAUACUUAUAAUAGGUGCCGGUGUUGCGGGUCUAGCGUGUGCGAUCGAGCUAAAAAAGUAUGGCUUUGAGUUCGUACACAUAUUGGAGUCUUCUGGGCGUAUCGGUGGGCGUAUUUACACAAUAAACUUCGGUGAUAAUACAAUAGAUCUGGGCGCGCAAUGGGUCCAUGGUGAACGUGGAAAUGCCGUUUUCCAAAUGGUAUACAAAUUGAAUCUCUUGGACUCUUCCGGGGACCUAUUUACGCGCGUCGAUUGGAUUCGAUCCGAUGGAGAGCCCGUGCCGCGUGCGCUUGUCCUAAAGUUAAUAAAUCUUGUGACAACUAUAUUUGAGAAUCGACAUCAAGAUCUGGCAGAUUAUGACGGCACAUUUAAUGAGUACCUUCAGACAAAGUUUGGUCAGGAGUUGGAAAAGCCCGCGUUUCAGGAUGUGGAUAGGUCUAUGGCCAAUUCAUUCUUACGCGCCUUUUGUAAAAUGGAGGGUGCUGCCGUAGAGUCGGGUAUUGACCAAAUGUCUGGCUCGGGCUUUGAGAGCUAUGAGCCCUGUCCUGGCGACAACAUGCUAAAUUGGCGAGAUAAAGGUUUCAAAAAGUUUUUGCACGUUCUACUUGGUGGAGAUGAAAUGAAUGAGCUUGGCAAUCUAAAGGACUGCGUUCUUUUUAAUCAGCGCGUGAUACGCAUCGAGUGGGAUCGUAUGGACGGUUCGGUGAUGGUAUAUUGUGAGGGCGAUCAGAGCUAUUUGGCCGAUCAUGUGGUAAUCUCUGUUUCACUGGGCGUGCUAAAAAAGAAUUCGUCCUUGUUUGUACCGGUCCUGCCUUCUGAUAAGCGUCGCGCCAUUAACUUUCUCGGCUUUGGUCACAUUUGCAAGAUAUUCAUUGAGUUUGAUGCCGCGUUUUGGCCAGUUUCCUGGCCUGGAUUUAAUGUGAUUUGGCAAGAGAAGGACUUGGAGGAUGCGAAAAACGAAGAAUUGAAGUGGACAACUGAAAUUUAUGCCUUUUAUUGCACCAAGUAUCAGCCGCGCGUCCUUCAGGGCUGGUGUGCCGGAGAGUGUGUUGAGUAUAUAGAGACUUUAGAUUCCAAGACGUUAACGCAGGGUAUAAUCACAAUUUUGAAACGUUUUUUGCCAAAAAUGAAAAUACCUCUGCCAAAGCGUGUAAUGACUAGCAAGUGGACCACAAACCCCGCACAUUUAGGUGCAUAUUCCUAUCCUUCCAUGCUGACGAAGUCCUUCAAUACCGGUGCUGAAGAACUGGCGCAGCCAGUCAACAUGUUGGCUUAUGAGCCGAUGAACGACUCCAAGAUGACCAUCGAGCCAAUGACAGUUAGGCCAGUUCUUUUGUUUUGCGGAGAAGCGACGAGCAGCAACCACUACUCUACGGUGCACGGCGCUGUGGAAUCCGGCCUACGUGAGGCACAUCGACUGGCUGGCUAUUACCUAAAGGACUUGUAGCGAGGAAGUGAUAUCCUGAAUGUGAUGUUGGUUUAUUUCGUUUUUGUAUUUAAAUAUCGUAUACAAUACAACUAAUUAUCUUUUA
Messenger RNA from Scaptodrosophila lebanonensis, 1723 nucleotides. Its product is annotated as spermine oxidase-like. Bases 73 to 1638 code for a protein of 521 amino acids. Lineage: Eukaryota; Metazoa; Arthropoda; Insecta; Diptera; Drosophilidae. The transcript has 3 exons. The record is from RefSeq and is a predicted model, not a curated record. Gene Ontology annotation, molecular function: polyamine oxidase activity.